Messenger RNA from Paramisgurnus dabryanus, 4870 nucleotides. It is a transcript of the gene mark2b, whose product is annotated as MAP/microtubule affinity-regulating kinase 2b. Gene Ontology annotation, molecular function: tau-protein kinase activity; ATP binding. Gene Ontology annotation, cellular component: cytoplasm. The record is from RefSeq and is a predicted model, not a curated record. Gene Ontology annotation, biological process: microtubule cytoskeleton organization; protein phosphorylation; intracellular signal transduction. Lineage: Eukaryota; Metazoa; Chordata; Actinopteri; Cypriniformes; Cobitidae.
CCGCCUCCACCGAAGCCCGAUUCACCACAGCCCUGAGCCAAUCAUGGAUUUUACUACCUGGUCGUGGAUUUUUGUCUUUGGACGUUAGUCCCAACGCAAAACCCGAAACGUUUCUUCUAAUAAGAGAACCAUUUCUCACCUUUGAGUGACAGAAGAUGGGUUUGAGGAUUUUGCGGGAUUGAUUAUUGUUGAAAUCCAGCUAACCUUCACUAUAAACACUCACGUUUUCUUCCCGUCUGUCGUCACCGCAGCGCAUUUUGUUUCGUUUUGUCUGUAACCGGCUGUUGAGGUUUUUCACCUUUUUGUUGACAUUUAUUGUUUUUUUUGAAGGUCGGUAAAACUGUAACUGGUUUUUGGUCGGCCUAUCACUUCAUAUCUUCGUGUAGAGCAAAUCUAAAAAGUAAACCGCUUUAUUUACGUAUUUACAAUAUAUAGCUGAUUGUUUUUUUUUUUUAGACGUGCAAGUAUCCAAGUCGUUAAGGGAGCAAAUAUACAUUGACGCCAGUUCCAUGUUAACCUUUUCAGGAAAACCUCAAAAAUCUUUUUUAAGGACCUCCUGUUUAUCGUUAAUGGAUCCAUAGACUUUAAUACAAGUUUUCCCUCUGCAUAUGGACGAAUGCUGGGCUUCAACUUGUUGAUAUCUGUCUGCGUGGCUAGUUCGGGCUAGCUAGCAACGUUGAUCUUCUUAAUCUGAAACUGGACGAAAACGCAGCUUUUAAAUGCUUGUCCACCACUAAAAAGGGUUUUCAAUCUUUAUUUCCCCUAUUGGCCCUAAUUUUGAGAAACCCUGGGAGAAAAUGUCAACCCGGCCUCAAGGAGUAGGUGUUAUAGAGAAUUCAUCAGGCCAGACCCAUUCUGAUGCCAAAGGAGGGGGGCGUUCUAGCGUCCCGCGCAAUCGGAGUUCGGUUCCGACAACGACUGAUGAGCAGCCCCACAUAGGCAAUUACAGACUGCUGAAGACUAUUGGCAAGGGUAACUUUGCCAAGGUUAAACUAGCCCGACAUGUCCUCACUGGUAAAGAGGUAGCGGUGAAAAUCAUAGACAAGACACAGCUCAACUCCUCUAGUCUUCAAAAACUUUUCAGAGAAGUGAGAAUCAUGAAACUUCUGAAUCACCCAAACAUCGUGAAGUUAUUUGAGGUGAUCGAGACGGAGAAGACCCUGUAUUUAGUUAUGGAAUACGCCAGCGGAGGUGAGGUGUUCGAUUACCUCGUUGCUCACGGGAGGAUGAAAGAAAAGGAAGCGCGUGCCAAAUUUAGACAGAUUGUGUCAGCUGUGCAGUAUUGCCAUCAGAAGUGCAUUGUGCAUAGAGAUCUCAAGGCUGAGAACCUUUUGCUCGAUGCGGACAUGAACAUUAAGAUUGCUGACUUUGGCUUCAGUAACGAGUUCACGAUGGGCAACAAGUUGGACACGUUCUGCGGGAGUCCGCCAUAUGCCGCCCCCGAACUCUUCCAGGGCAAAAAGUAUGACGGACCGGAAGUGGACGUGUGGAGUCUCGGAGUAAUACUGUACACGCUAGUCAGUGGCUCGCUCCCUUUCGAUGGACAGAACUUAAAGGAGUUGCGGGAACGCGUGUUGAGAGGAAAGUACAGAAUUCCCUUCUACAUGUCCACAGAUUGUGAGAACCUGCUGAAGAAGUUCCUCAUUCUCAACCCCACCAAGAGGGGAAGUUUGGAGCAGCAGAUCAUGAGGGAUCGCUGGAUGAAUGUAGGUCACGAGGAAGACGAGCUGAAGCCCUUUAUUGAACCCCAACCUGACUACAAAGACCCCAGGAGAACAGAUAUAAUGCUUCAAAUGGGUUUCUUACAAGAGGAAAUACAAGACUCCCUCGUCAACCAAAAAUACGAUGAAGUCAUGGCAACCUUUCUGCUUCUUGACUAUAGGAAUUCAGAGCUUGACGAGGGUGUCACCUUGUCACUAAAGCCCCGUCCAGGAAAUGACCUCACAAACAGUAACGCCCCAUCUCCACCUAAUAAGGUACAGCGCAGCGUGUCGUCCACUCAGAAGCCGGUCAGAAGAUCGACAGAUCAGGGCUCACACUCGAAACGGUUUCAGGGAGAAAACAAGCAUGGAGUUGAGGAUUCUGGGAGGAAAGGUUCAAAUAGCUCCACCAAAGUUCCACCCAGUCCCGUCAUCUCCAGCGAACGCAAAAAGAGCUCCACACCCUCCACUAAUAGUAUCCUGUCCACGACCACAAACCGCAGCAGAAACUCUCCUAUUUCUGAGCGGGCAACUUUGGGAGUGCAGAACGGGAAGGACAGCCUGAGCACUCCGGGGUCCCGCGCCUCCACGGCCUCGGCCGGCGCCGUGCUCUCUUCAUCCUCCUCUUACUCACGCCCCCGCCAUCACAAGUCCCUCUCCACCUCUGCCCAUCCUUGCCCCGCAGACCUGCACUCACACCGGCCCAGUGAUCCCCCUCAGAGAGCACCUGGUGCCUCCCCGUCAGCCCACAAUAUCAGCAGUGCAGCUGGGACGGAUCGUACCAACUUCCCAAGAGGGGUGCCAACCCGCAACACCUUUCACCUGGGGCAACAAAGGGGCGCACGAGACCAACAGGGUUCUCCGUACCACGGAGGCCCCGCCUCCCCUUCACUCUCCCAUGGCAACAGCCAACAACGACGACCUGCGGCUUCGGGCAUCUUCAGCAAGUUCACCUCAAAGUUUGUGCGCAGAAAUCUGUCAUUCAGAUUCCCCAGAAGCCCCUAUGAGGGAGAGGGUCGAGAGGAGGGGAGCAGAUCCAUGCUCAGCAGCGCAGAGAAGUCGGAGAAGACCAGCGUCGGGCCCGAGGACGACAACAAGGACUCCUCGUCCUCCCCAGGGGGCGGGACUUCUCCGUCCGCACCCCUUUCCUCGCUCAAAGAACAAGCCAAGCCUCGCUCUCUCCGUUUCACCUGGAGCAUGAAGACCACCUCUUCAAUGGAGCCCGGGGAGAUGAUGAAGGAGAUCCGGAAGGUCCUGGACGCCAACAGCUGCGAGUACGAGCUGCGAGACCACUACAUGCUGCUGUGCAUGGCCGGCAACCCGGCACGCGACGACUUCGUUCAGUGGGAGAUGGAGGUUUGCAAGCUGCCCCGCCUGUCGCUCAACGGCGUGCGCUUUAAGAGGAUAUCCGGAACGUCCAUCGCCUUCAAGAACAUCGCUUCCAAAAUCGCCAACGAGCUGAAACUCUGAGAUUUCCGAGUGAAAAUAAAUGCAGGAAUCGCAACGUAGCAUUUUAAAUGAUGUGGUGUCUCGGAACGGGUGCGAGUGGAGGAAAUUGCCACUACUCAAACACAGUCUAUACUGCUGGUGUGGUUAGGUACAGACAGGUCUAAGAUCAGAUACAUACAAAUGCUAAAUAUAGCAUUGGCCCUUCAAUACUGGAUACUGAGAUUAUAAUUCGGAGGUUUGGGAACGUAAGAAGUACAAACUAUAGGCAGGUUAUUUGUUUCUCAUACGCCCACAAACAAACCAAUCGCCUAUUAAAGAGGGGUGUACACCCAAGUAGGGUGACACUUCAGGACAGAGGAUCAAUAUUCCCGCCCCCUUUACACACACACAAUGUCCCGGCAUGUCUUAUAGUGUCAAACAGGGUCGCACCUCGGCAUUAAACACACACACACACACAGUGAUGGGCCAACACAUGUGAUCAGUACUGAGAAGAGACUAAAUUAUGUUUAGAGUGAUUUUAUUUCUUAAUCGGCUGGGUUUAGAUUUGCUGCACUGGAACGGGUGUAUUUUUGUUGCCUUUUUAUUUUCUUAUAGAAAUUGAUCGUUUCAUUGUUGUAUUUACAGAUGAUUAUGUUUUAAUAUUCUUAGGAAAAACUAAUUCUUUUCUCGUGGUCUCGUGUACUUGAUCGUACUAUGCCUUUGUAUAAAGAAUGUCCGAAAAAGCACCCACGGCGAAGCUUUCACACUCAAAGGAUUGUGUUAAAAAAAAUAUCACUGGAAAAUACACAAGGACUUUAUCCAUGCAACUAAUCAUUCCCAUGCCAUCGUCGUGACUAAGGAACUGAUGUUAAGCUAUUUUUACAACAUCCACCACCACCCUUCAUCCCAACACCUGCCUGGUAUGACAUGGUUCAAGCCAAGAACUUCCCAUCUCCAUAUUGUUUGGAGGUGGUGGUUUGGCAUUAUGCCUUUGAUGGUACACUUUUUAUGAAAAUGUGAGUGAGUGUGUGUAUGCGUGAGAGAGAGAUGAUGAUGAUGAUGAUGGAGUGUCGCAUCUGAAUAACCAAAAGGCUUGCUUAGUUUCCUAUUUAAUGCAGAGACUGUAUUAACAGAGCCUUGAGACCACAGUCAAAUAUUGGCAAUAUUUUGUCGGCAUUAUUAUCAUUUGUGCAAAAGCAGAUCAGUACUACAAAAAGAAAGGAACCAGUUAAUGCUUUUGUGAGGUAAAGGGUACACCGAUGUUGUGUUACAGUCAAACGUACUGUAUAGCCAUCCAUCCAUCCAUCCAUCUCUGCUGAACUGUACAUGAUUGCAUGCAUCCUCCAGUUGACAUUGGGUGCAGUGUCACCUUUGUUGUUAUUUAAAGAUGAGGAGAUGACGUCUCCUUAUAAAGUCUGUCACCGGUUUGGCGACGUGUGCACAUGUGUGUUUUAUAUCUUCAUAGAAAAUAAUGAUUCUCUUCUUUUCGUCAUGUAAUUUGCUGUUCUCACAAAUGAUCAUUUGUUUAAGGUGCUGGGGAUCCAAUUAUCUUUAGUAUUGUUUCUUUUUCUUCAGGGUUGAUUAUUUGUAUUUACAUAAGUUUUUCAUUGCUGUAAUUUUAUGUUUCGUGUCAGACUCGUUGCUGUUGGGUUAAAGGGGGUUCGAGAAAUACACCUUUUUUCUUUUUGUGCAAAGAUGACUAUGAUUAUGAUCAAUAAUAGUAAUAAAAACAAUUCCAUUCA